Molecule: messenger RNA, 1593 nt
Organism: Phymastichus coffea
Lineage: Eukaryota; Metazoa; Arthropoda; Insecta; Hymenoptera; Eulophidae
Product: histone RNA hairpin-binding protein-like
Exons: 3
Coding region: 422-1312 (296 amino acids)
Biological process (GO): mRNA 3'-end processing by stem-loop binding and cleavage; mRNA transport
Cellular component (GO): cytoplasm; histone pre-mRNA 3'end processing complex
Molecular function (GO): histone pre-mRNA stem-loop binding; mRNA binding
Source: RefSeq, a predicted model, not a curated record
AAAAUGAGUUGUUAGGUUUAAAUAGAAUUUCACAUAACUGUUACUAUCAAUUUUAUUUAAUAAAAUUCUUAAUUUUAGUUGUAAACGCAACUUAUAUUAGUCACGAUUUUGGUUGACAAUGUAGUUUUCUAGAAAAGGCGCGUUUUGCGCCGCUGGUUGAUUGAAAAGGGCGCGAGCUAGAUAUAACUGAUGCUUGGGGCCGGGAGGAGUCGUGGAGGAUUGACUUUAUGAAUAUUCCUGUGAUAUCAGCUCGCAUUAAUUUUCCUGUAAACGUUAUUCUUUUAGGCUUUUAUUAUUUCUAAAAUAGACAUCAAGUCUAAAAAAAACUGGAGAGCAGUUAAUUUCGUUUACUUUAGAAAAUCAUUUGUACUUUCAUCAGACGUAAAAAUUUUGCGUUGUUCAUUAAGUAGUAAGUAUAAAAAUGGCACUUACCAUCAAAGAAGACUCUAAUUCUUUCCCUUGUGCAGAUGAUGAUGAUGAUGCAUUAUUGAAUGAAGCAAUUUAUUGCAGUAGAAAUUUAGAAAUCAAAACUGAUGAUGAUGAUGAAGAAGUAGAAUUAAAAAAAAUCAGUAACAAUGAGAAAAUUAACAAGGAAGUUGAGAAACUGAAGCCAUCACCUAUUUUAUGGUGUGACAUGGAAUCAGAUUCAUAUCCUUCUGAAUUAUCAUCAUCAAAUAGCAAGAUUGAUUUAUCUAAUUUAAGUGGCAAAAGUGACUUAUCGUUAUCAGCUAAGAUGGAUGUUUCAACAUCAGACAUAAAAAGUGAAAUUUUGAUUCCUGAAAUCAAAGUGGAUUCAGAAGGAAAUGAAAAAAGAGACAAAAGUAAUGGAAACCAAAAUAAAAUAGAAAUAAAAGAUUCAAUUAAAAAAGAAAUUGAAGAUUCAACUGAAACAAAACAGGAAUCAGAGAAAAUAAUGAAUACAAGUGAUGAUAGUGAAAAUGUUACUCCUUGUAAAAGGAUAAAGCAAGAAGAGCCUAGAGAAGAAACAAUGAAUAGGAGUAGGCGGAAUAGUGAUACAAGUUGUAGUACACUAUCUAAUCAUAGUAACAAAAAGAAUGUUGAAUAUGAGACUGAUGCAGCUGUGCUAGCUCGUAGACAAAAAGAUAUUGAUUAUGGAAAAAAUACUAUAGGCUAUGAUGUAUAUUCUCAACAAGUUCCAAAAGAUAAACGUACUAAAGAGCAUCCACGAACACCUCCAAUGUAUUUGAAAUACAGUAGACGAGGUUGGGAUGGUAUGGUAAAACUGUGGCGUAAGCAACUUCAUAUGUGGGAUCCAGAGAAUGAAAAAGAAGAUAAGAAAAACGAAUCUUAGCAAUAUUGAAAAUUGUUCCAUUUAUUCAUAAGGCAUCAAAAUAGGUUUAAACUUUACAUGUCUUUUUUCAUAGUAAAUUAUUUACAUGUUUAAACAUUUUUCUCAGUAUGUUAUAUAAAUAAGUAUUUUAAGAAAAGUGAAUGUCAUUGUAAACAUUUAUUUUUAUAAUGUCUAUAAAAUACUUUUGUGUUAAAAAUUAUUGAAGAAAUGAGUAUAUAGCUUUAUUUUUACUUCCUCGAUAUAUAUUUCUUUUAUUUAUCAAACUUGAAAUCUUAUUACAA